AUGGUGCUAAGCGAAGGACAGCUGGCACUGUGCACCGUGUUCACCCUAUGGUUGGGCGGUCUUCCUUUAAUGUACUCACCAGCUCCCCGCGGGGACUGUGAUAAUUGCUGUCCCAUAAGAGAACCAAAGGAUAUACAGUUUUUCCUUUUCACAAGACAAAAUCCGGACACCGGUGACACAUUGUUCGUGUCGGACAAGAAGCAUCUCCGGGCGUCCCACCUAAACCGUACCAAUCCGCUGGUCAUCUAUUUGCACGGAUUUUCCGAACGUGCACCGGGCGGUACCGGCGAAAGCAGCAGACAGAUGAAAGAUGCGCUUCUCGAGGCGGACGACUACAAUGUGGUGCUGGUGGACUGGAGUCCGCUAACCGCGCUACCGUGGUACGUGAACUCGGUCCAAAAUGGUCCCCGUGUUGGACGGUACAUUGCACGCUUCGUAAGGUUUCUGGUGCUGUCCGAGUUUCCGCUCGAGAAGAUCCAUCUGAUCGGGUUCAGUCUCGGUGCGGAGGUGGCCGGAUUUGCUGGCAAAACGCUCAACGAAUGGGGUCUAAAGCUGCCUCGCAUUACCGGUCUGGAUCCAGCGUUCCCACUGUACGUAUUCGAGAAAGCCUCCCAGCGUCUUAGCCCCAAGGAUGCCGAGUUUGUGGACGUCAUACAUACGGACGGUGGCCUGCUGGGCUAUCCGUGGCCACUAGGGCACGUGGAUUUCUAUCCGAACGGGGGUGUCCCGUUGCAGCCCGGCUGUGCUCAGCAGGAGCUGGCCAAGAACCGUUGGUUGGGCGUCUUCAUCGGGUGUAGUCAUGCCCGAGCUUGGCAAUAUUUUGCCGAAUCACUUACCCGACCGCAAGGGUUCUUGUGCGAGCGAUGUGAAUCGAACGAAACGGCUGGCGGAUCGUCACGAUCAGCCCGAGACACUGGCAACUGCACCAUGACCAAGGACGUUUUCAUGGGCAUGUACACAGACCGUACGCUGCGCGGUAGCUUCUACCUCAGCACGAAUCCACAGCCCCCGUUCGGCAAGAACCUUAUGCCGAAGGAGGCACAGCAACUACAGAAGCGACAGUUGCAGCAGCGAAAAUCCUAAAAUGCC
This is a messenger RNA of Anopheles maculipalpis, 1089 nucleotides long. Its product is annotated as pancreatic triacylglycerol lipase. Gene Ontology annotation, molecular function: lipase activity. Lineage: Eukaryota; Metazoa; Arthropoda; Insecta; Diptera; Culicidae. The transcript has 4 exons. Gene Ontology annotation, biological process: lipid metabolic process. The record is from RefSeq and is a predicted model, not a curated record. Bases 1 to 1083 code for a protein of 360 amino acids.